Messenger RNA from Nerophis lumbriciformis (worm pipefish), 1740 nucleotides. Lineage: Eukaryota; Metazoa; Chordata; Actinopteri; Syngnathiformes; Syngnathidae. The record is from RefSeq and is a predicted model, not a curated record.
AUGGCCGUGCUGCCAUUGGCCGAGAUGAUCAGCCGGGCGGCGUUCGGUCGCGGCUUGCCGGGCUCGGGUCCUUUCGUCCAGCAUCUGACCCUGUGGGUUGGCUUCUUAGGGGCAGCGCUGGCCGCUGGCGAGGGCCGUUUGCUGGAGCUGGCGACCGGUACCUUCCUGCCUGCCGGACGACCGCGGGAGAUCGCCAAAGCGUUCUCCGGCGCGGUCGGUGCCGGAGUCUCGGCGAUGCUUUGCCGGGCCUCGCUCGACCUGGUGCUGAUCGAGCGCCAGGCCGGGACCGAGGUGGCUGGUCUGCCGACCUGGAUUGCCCAGGCAGUGUUACCGAUUUCAUUCGCCGCCAUUGCCUUGCGGCUGGCCUGGCGGGCGGGCGAAGGCUGGCCAGCGCGCGCGGUGGCGGCGGUGGGUCUGGCGGUUGGCAUUUGGUUUGGGCAGAUGCCGUACUUGCUCGAGUUCCGCCCGGCUUGGCCGGCGCUGGUGGUGAUCGUUGGCGCCACCCUGCUCGGUGGACCGAUUUUCGUUGCCCUCGGCGGCGCGGCGAUCUUUCUUUUCCUGUCCGACGGGGUGCCGAUCGCCGCGGUGCCAGCAGAGACCUACCGGCUGGCAGUUUCGCCCACCCUGGCGGCGAUUCCGCUGUUUACCUUGACCGGCUUCCUGCUCGCCGAGGGCAAAGCCUCGGAACGCCUGGUGGGGGUCUUUCGCGCUUUGGUGGGCUGGAUCCCGGGCGGCACCGCGGUAGUGGCGGCGGUGGUCUGUGCGUUCUUCACUGUCUUUACCGGCGGCUCCGGGGUUACCAUCCUGGCGCUCGGCGGGCUGCUCUUCCAGGCCCUGCAGGCGGACGGCUACCGCGAGCGUUUCUCGCUCGGUAUGUUGACCGCCAGCGGCUCCUUGGGGUUGCUGCUGCCGCCGGCCCUGCCGCUAAUUCUCUAUGGCAUCGUCGCCCAGGUGCCGAUCAAGGACUUGUUCAUCGGCGGCAUGGUGCCGGGGCUCUUGCUGGUCGCCUUGGUGGCCGGAUGGGGCGUUCGCGAAGGCUUGCGCUCCAAGGCCGGACGGACACCGUUCAGCGGCCGUGAAGCGCUGGCGGCUGUCUGGCUGGGCAAGUGGGAGCUACUGCUGCCGAUCUUUCUGCUGGUGGCGAUCUUCAGCGGUCUGGCUACCUUGGUCGAGGCGGCCGCGCUGUCGGCGCUCUAUGCCUUCGCCGUGCAGACCUUCAUUCACCGCGACCUGCACCUGACCCGCGAUCUACCCGGCGUGCUGCGGCGGUGUGUGGUUUUGGUCGGUGGUGUGUUGAUCAUCCUCGGGGUGGCGAUGGGCUUGACCAGCUACCUGGUGGAUGCGGACGUGCCCACCGUGGUGCUCGACUUGAUGCAGAGCCACGUGUCGUCGCCGCUGGUCUUUUUGCUGAUCCUCAACGUCUUUUUGCUGCUGGUGGGUUGCUUGAUGGACAUCUUCUCGGCGACGGUGGUGGUGGUACCGCUAAUCGUGCCGCUGGGAGCGGCCUUUGGCAUCGAUCCGAUCCAUCUGGGGAUCAUCUUUGUCGCCAAUCUCGAGCUCGGCUACCUGACCCCGCCGGUGGGGCUCAAUUUGUUUCUGGCCUCUUACCGCUUCGAGCGGCCGCUGCUGACGAUCUACCGGGCGGCGGUGCCGAUGCUGGUGAUCCUCGGAUUGGGCGUGCUGCUGAUCACCUAUGUUCCUUGGUUGACCACCGGCAUCUUCACCCUGCUUGGCCGCUGA